AUGGCGUCGGCAGAGUACAUGACAGACGUGCCAAAGCUGGUGUCUCAUAUCAAGACUCUGACAGUUCCCCAACUGAAGGAGCUGCUCCGAUCUGAAGGACUGGCAGUCUCCGGCGUAAAGGCGUCUUUACAGCUGCGCAUCAUUGACUAUCUUGAUCGUCUCGCUGCCUCGGAAGGCAAUGGGGUUCGCUUCGAUGCUCUAAAAGCGCGCAUUUUCCAGAUCACAAUACCCGGAGCGUCGACGUUUCAGGCCUCGUCGCCAGGCUACCAACUCCCUCAUCCACCUACGGCGCCGUCAACACCUUCGCAACCUCGCCCGCACCCGAUGGGGGCGGGCCCUACACUUGCCAGUGGCGGACCUGGUCGUCUUUCCUUCAAAGAAAGCCCAUUUUACACUGUCAUAAUGCCCCUCACUCCCGUGAUGGAAUGCAAAGUUCGGGAGCAAACUAGGGAUAGCGUUGAACUGAAGAUUUCUCUCAAUAUGACCACAGCAACCGAGUUGCAAAAUGACCCGAAUCUUAGAGUGAUGGUCUACUGCGCGGCCGACUUUGGACUGAAACAAUACACCAAAUCCGAUAUUGCUUUCCCGCACCAAGUGGAGCUUAAGGCCAACCUUGAUGAGGUCAAAGCGAAUCUUCGUGGGCUCAAAAAUCGACCCGGCACGACUCAGCCGGCGGACGUCACGAGUCAUCUUCGUAAGAAGGCAAAUUACCCCAAUAAUGUGGUCAUGACUUAUGCAUUGACGAAUAAGAAAUUCUUCGUGGUUGCGAAUCUUGUCCGCCAACAUCCUGUAGAUGAGCUUGUUGUGGAACUCAAAUCUCGGAAAAUCAUUCCCAAGGAACAGGUCAUCCGCGAGAUGAAAAAUCGUGCCGACGACAGUGAUAUUGUUGCGACGUCUAGUAUAAUGUCGCUCAAGUGUCCUCUUUCGACGUUACGGAUUCAAGUCCCGUGUCGGUCCAUUGUGUGCACUCACAAUCAAUGCUUUGAUGCAGCCUCCUUCCUGGAGUUGCAAAAGCAGGCCCCAACAUGGACUUGUCCGGUGUGUUCCAAAUCUACGAGCUUCGAAUCUCUGCAGGUCGACCAGUACGUCAGCGACAUACUCGAUUCAACAUCGCGAGACACCGAGUCUGUUGUGGUUGAACCAAAUGGAACCUGGUCUGCGCCCAAUGAGCAUGAUUCGGUGCACCUCGGUGGACGUACUCCCACGAGCGAUGACGACGGUGAGGACGAUCUGAUCGAGAUCGCAGAACCGGGUGCGUCUUCUGUCAAGCGAGAACCCAGUACCUCGAAUGUCAUGGUGGAACGUACGCCAGCUCAAUCAAAAUCUCGCGAGGCAUCCACACCCACCUCGGCGAUACGCUUCUCAAGUAAAAAGCGGCCAGCUGCGCCGGUCAUUGAUCUCACGGGAAGUGACGACGAGGACGAUGAGUCUCCGAUGCCACCUGUGAAACGUCCAACGUUAAAUCUCGGUAUACGUGGGUUAUCGUCGCAUGAGUCUCACCAGCCUCAGAUCCAUAGCCCACUCAACGACCGCGCCUUUCCACCGCCGUAUUAG
Messenger RNA from Penicillium diatomitis, 1554 nucleotides. RefSeq lists its product as uncharacterized. Lineage: Eukaryota; Fungi; Ascomycota; Eurotiomycetes; Eurotiales; Aspergillaceae. The record is from RefSeq and is a predicted model, not a curated record. Gene Ontology annotation, molecular function: SUMO ligase activity; zinc ion binding. Gene Ontology annotation, biological process: protein sumoylation. The coding region runs from base 1 to 1554 and encodes 517 amino acids. The transcript has 7 exons.